AUGAGAGUGAGAAUAGCAUUAGAAGAGGAUGGUGCCAAGUAUGAGUAUAUUGAACAGGACUUGAGGAACAAGAGUCCUCUGCUUCUUCAAAUGAAUUCGGUUUACAAGAAGGUCUCAGUUCUAAUUCACAAUGGGAAACCAAUCCAUAAGUCUCGUAUUGUUGUUGAGUAUAUUGAUGAGAUGUGGAAUGACAAGUCUCAUUUGAUGUCUUUUGAUCCUUACGAGAGAGCUUAA
This is a messenger RNA of Dovyalis caffra, 234 nucleotides long. Lineage: Eukaryota; Viridiplantae; Streptophyta; Magnoliopsida; Malpighiales; Salicaceae. The record is from the annotation of a GenBank genome assembly.